Alternaria alternata is the source of this 1214-nucleotide messenger RNA. RefSeq lists its product as hypothetical. The coding region runs from base 109 to 1044 and encodes 311 amino acids. Lineage: Eukaryota; Fungi; Ascomycota; Dothideomycetes; Pleosporales; Pleosporaceae. The transcript has a single exon. The record is from RefSeq and is a predicted model, not a curated record.
AUUGAAUGAACUCUUCCAUAUGUCGAGAAAUUCUGGCGUGAUUAGCUGCCACAUGUGAAAAACUUAGGCUAUUAUGAAAGUCCUUGAGAACAUUCUUCACUAUGUUGUAUGUCAGCACACAGCGGCAAGUCUCUCGAGCUUGACACAGUAGAACUGGUGCUUUUCUUCUCUCCCCUCGCAACACACACCCCAUCCCUGCCGCUCAUCAUGUACCUUCCGUUAAAUACUGUCAUUACGGCUACAAGCCUUCUUGCCGUCUCCCAACUCAAUGAUCUAAACCUUGCCACAAACAAUCUACUACUAUCGGCCUCUUCCGUCACUUUGAUAGCCCGUCAAGACGAGGCAAAGCCGCCGCCACCGCCUCUUGUUACAUCGAUCCAGUUCGUUACGUCGAUAGCUCUCAUAACUUCAGAACCGACUCCCACAGUUACCGUAACAUCAACUAAACCUGAUACCUUAUCGCUGCCGCCCACAGUCCCAUCGACCACAGCAGGAACGCGGACGAGUAGUGAACAACCACCUAAAAAACUUAGCACUAUAGAGCUGUCUUCCCCGAUUUCCAGCACUACUGAUGGCAUCUCUAGUACAACUUCCGCCAGAAUAUCAGCAACCACAGCUACCACUGUCCCAACCCAGACUUCACAUCCAGAAGCAAACGCCGGACCCUGGCUAAGCGCAGGGAAGAUCGGCGGAAUAGUCGUUGGCUCCGUCUUUGGCCUCAUCAUCCUCGGCCUCAUCAUCUACACUCUUCUCGCUGCUUCCCGUGGCAUCAACGUAUGUGAUUGUUUCGGCGGCUGUUGUGGCAAACACCACGACGACGAUGAAAAUGGUCGCGAACGUUUACCUUCACGGUCAGACGACACGUAUCCGCGUCCGGAUGUCCUUCAUUCUGGUGCUGGAGAGGGCUACAAGUCUUAUCGUCCUGCGCGCUCGAGUGGCGAUAACCCACCUGUUCCGCUUCCCCUGGUGCUGCCGGAGCAGAUGGAGACGCAGCAGAGACGCGCGGGGAGACUGCAGAGGGGGUAUCGGGGUGUUGAGGUAUAGAGCGAUCAUAAGUUUGUAGAAGUUAUCUAGACGAUAACAAUGGCGUGUUAUCUGCUUCUCCAUCAUCGCGCAAUGCUAACAUGGAUUUUCGUUGCAUUGACAUUGCCUUGAUGAGCGUUGUAGUUCUUUAUUGGGACUUGGUUGCGAGUGGGUGCCGGAAACUAAUUACU